AUGACUCAGACCCUCACUGCAGGUUGCAUGCCCAAGGCUGGCCGCAAAAAGUACUACGCGGUACGCCGUGGACGAGAAGGCCCAAAAGUAUACGAAACAUGGGAGGAGUGUAAACUCAAUGUAUCUCGUUUCCCUGCCCCGGCGUACAAAAGUUUUGGUGCUCGGGCAAAGGCAGAAGCAUGGAUCAAGGUAAUCAAUGCCUCGGACCCUAUAGUCAAUAGCAAGCCUCGACAGCCCACCUCGGGUUCCAAGUCUCAUGCGAAGCCCCAACAGCCUCAAUCCAAUGCGCCUGCUCCGGUAGCUCCUGUUCAAUAUCCGCCAAUACCUCAGACCGGCGAUAUUCGAGAAACAGAGUCAGAUGUUCCUAUAGAGCCGACAAUCAAACUCUCGCUAGAACAGCAACAAGUUCUCAACAAAGUCAAGGCCGGCGAGAGUGUCUUCUUUACAGGUUCCGCAGGUACGGGUAAGUCAGUCUUGCUGCGCGAAAUCAUCAAGUCCUGUCGCGAAAGUGGCCGUCAAGUAGCUAUCACUGCGUCUACGGGUAUUGCUGCAGUCAACAUCGGUGGCUCGACCGUGCAUUCAUGGGCAGGCAUCGGACUUGGCAAGGAGCUCAAGGAGCAGCUUGCCAUGAAGAUUCUGGGACAGGACAAAUGGAAGCGCAUCAAGGACAAGGAGAGACACUGGGAGCAGGGGCUUCCUUCAGGGAACGAAUAUGACAGCGACGAUGCGA
Phanerochaete carnosa HHB-10118-sp is the source of this 730-nucleotide messenger RNA. RefSeq lists its product as uncharacterized. Gene Ontology annotation, biological process: DNA repair; telomere maintenance. The transcript has 3 exons. The record is from RefSeq and is a predicted model, not a curated record. Lineage: Eukaryota; Fungi; Basidiomycota; Agaricomycetes; Polyporales; Phanerochaetaceae. Gene Ontology annotation, molecular function: DNA helicase activity. The annotation marks the transcript as partial.